CCGCCCGGGUGCUCCUCCUUCCACCCCCGGGCGCCCGCGGCGAUGUUUAACCGCGCGGUGAGCCGGCUGAGCAGGAAGCGGCCGCCGUCAGAAACUGGAAACCAGUGGCCAUCUGUUGUUUAGUCCACUCAAAAGAGGAUGUUGAGGCUUGUUUUUCCUUCGGACCCAAGGGUGCUCGGGAGCCCUGCAGCCCCCCCCACCCCCGCCUGUCUCACACAAGACGUCUCUGAGAAGACAGCGGAUUUCUGGGCUGCGAGGACCUCCCCAGUGGACCCCAGGGCAUGGAACACAUCCACGACAGUGAUGGGAGUUCCAGCAGUGGCCACCAGAACCCCAAGAGCACAGCCAAGUGGGCAGCCUCUCUGGAGAAUCUGCUUGAAGACCCAGAAGGCGUGAAAAGAUUUAGGGAAUUUUUAAAAAAGGAAUUCAGUGAAGAAAAUGUGUUAUUUUGGCUUGCAUGUGAAGAUUUCAAGAAAACACAAGAUAAGAAGCAGAUGCAGGGAAAGGCAAAGGAGAUCUACAUGACCUUUCUGUCCAGCAAGGCCUCAUCACAAGUCAACGUUGAGGGGCAGUCCCGGCUCAAUGAGAAGAUACUGGAAGAACCACACCCACUGAUGUUCCAGAAACUCCAGGACCAGAUCUUCAACCUCAUGAAGUACGACAGCUACAGCCGCUUCUUGAAGUCUGACUUGUUUUUGAAACACAAGCGAACCGAGGAAGAGGAAGAAGAUCCACCCGAUGCUCAAACUGCAGCUAAAAGAGCUUCGAGAAUUUAUAACACAUGAGCCCCAAAAGAGCUGGCGGGACUGGCAGCUUUCAGAAGUGAAGGAACUCCCCCUCAGGACCAUGUGGGGUUUUAAUUGCUUUGUUAUCUGCAAGGACCGAAAUGUACAAAACCCCUCCAUGGGAUAUGUGUAUUUUAUUAACUGCUUGACCAGUAAGUUUUGCAUGAUGGCUAAUCUUACAUAAAAAAACAAAUAGCUUUGAA
Molecule: messenger RNA, 988 nt
Organism: Diceros bicornis minor
Lineage: Eukaryota; Metazoa; Chordata; Mammalia; Perissodactyla; Rhinocerotidae
Gene: RGS10
Product: regulator of G protein signaling 10
Exons: 6
Coding region: 282-785 (167 amino acids)
Biological process (GO): regulation of G protein-coupled receptor signaling pathway
Molecular function (GO): GTPase activator activity; G-protein alpha-subunit binding
Source: RefSeq, a predicted model, not a curated record